Molecule: messenger RNA, 1311 nt
Organism: Aspergillus clavatus NRRL 1
Lineage: Eukaryota; Fungi; Ascomycota; Eurotiomycetes; Eurotiales; Aspergillaceae
Exons: 2
Coding region: 1-1311 (436 amino acids)
Molecular function (GO): protein binding
Source: RefSeq, a predicted model, not a curated record
AUGGCUUGCAUUCUGCAUCUCCCUGAUGAAAUCCUGCAGCAGAUCCUCAACCGUGCUGCCCGGGAUCGGGAAAGUCCCGUCCGGAGGGGCAGCAUCGAGCAUGACCCGGAGAUCCUGAUGACCCUAGCCGUGACAUGCCGCCGGUUCAGCCGUAUCGCGCUGCCUCUCCUCUACCGCAGCAUCAGCUUCACACUGGACCCGCCAGCCAAACAUCUGCAGAAGCUGCAAGCCGUUCUUGCAAGCAGCCACUUGCUCCGAUACCACUGUCGGACGCUCCGCAUCAGGGUCACCGACAUCUGGCCACUGCCAGAUGAAUACUUUCCCCUAAUGAAUGAUCUGAUCUGUAGCCUUCCCCACGUGCAGUCUCUAGUUUUCAAUGGAGGUUACGGGACGAACCCUGAAGAGAUGUGGACGAUGGUCCGCCUGGCAUCCGAGAAUAUGCCCCAUGCUCGGUCUCUCUCGCUCAGCCGGGUAUGCGACGGUCUUCAUGUACGGGACAUCCUGGAGCAUGUUGAUUUCCCGUCGCUUCAAACGUUGGAUCUCCACGGUAUCUACAGACCAGAGAACGCCCCGGAGGCAGAGGACAUCCUAGAUCCAAAGAAGCAUCGGACUGCCAUGUUCACCUCGCUCUCCUUUUCCGACUACGAAGAGAGCCCGAAAGUCACGGAGCAGCUCCUGAACUGGCCCAAAGCGCUUGUUCACUUUCGCUUUGCCAGCUUCUACAACAACCCCUUUUACAUGGACCUCCCGAUGUUUGGCACCUGGCUCUCCAUCCAUCGAGAGACGCUCCGGUCAAUCGAUAUCGGCUAUCUAUCGAGUGACGGGGCGGGCCGUCUCUUCGGCGCGACUGCCUUCCCCAAACUAGAGGUCCUGACACUCUCACCCCACCAAUUGGGCGCGUGGAGGUCGCGGACAGCGAGCGAGUGGAGGGUAUCUCCGGCCGCCGACGCCGAUUGCCUCCUCGCCCCCCGCCUCCACACGUUCGGAUUGGACUUUUCCAUCUAUGACCAGCACAGCGAGGCAUGGACCGAUUUCGGAGACGCAGAAGAGCGUUGGGUCCGCGAGUUCGCGAAAGUGGCCGUGGCCAGAAAGGCGGCGCUCCGGAAGAUCAUGAUCACGUUCACUCCUGAGCCGUGGGGGCUCAGCAGGGAGGACGGGUAUCCGUGGGAUCGGAUGGAUCAGAUCUGUGAGGAUCUUCGGCCGCAUGGACUCGUCUUGGAGUAUAAUGAGCCGGUCUUGACCAAGGAUGAAUGGCGGAAGAAAUUUGAGGCCGUUCCUGGUCCGACGCUGGAUAUACAUCGCGAGUACUAG